This is a messenger RNA of Nipponia nippon (crested ibis), 687 nucleotides long. Its product is annotated as sulfotransferase 6B1. Gene Ontology annotation, molecular function: sulfotransferase activity. NCBI's taxonomy places the organism in Eukaryota, Metazoa, Chordata, Aves, Pelecaniformes, Threskiornithidae. The record is from RefSeq and is a predicted model, not a curated record.
AUGAGGCGAGUCAUCAAAAUAAUGGAAAAUUGUUUUUCACAGGAUGAAAAGAUUCCCCCAGAAGGCAUGCUGUUUUCUUACAGAGGUAUUUUAUACCCUGCUACACUUAGCAGCCCAGAAACUUUGGAAGCUGAAAUCAGGAGAGAUGAUGUGAUUCUAGCAGGCUAUCCUAAAACAGGAACCAAUUGGCUUGACCAAAUGGUGAGGGAGUUGGAAUCAACAGAUGCCAAAUAUACAGAAGAAGAAAUGAAAGACACAAUAAAUGCUGAAAAGAAGUUAGAGCCAUUUCCAUAUCUAGAAAUUGGAGAUCCUGGAACAUAUGAGAGGAUGAAGAAACUGCCUUCCAGAAGAAUCAUAGUAACCCAUCUGCCACCUCAUCUCCUGCCCCCAUCCAUUCUCCAAAGCAAGGCUAAGAUCCUUGUGCUAGUUUGGAACCCUAAAAACAUGGCUGUCUCCUAUUACUGCUUCUACAACAACAUGCCAGUGCUGCCAUCCUUCACCUCCUGGUAUGGGUACUUCGCAGCUUUCAUGAAUGGGAAAUUGGCCUGGGAAUCCUACUUUGACCACUUAGUAGAAUGCAACAAAUACAUUGGCCACCAGAGGAUCAUGAUGAUAAGCUACAAGGAACUCAAAGAGAAUCAGAUGCUGGGAAUGAGAAGGGUAGCUGAAUUCCCUCGGUCUCCUUGA